AUGGAUACAAUUGAUGAAAUAAAAGAUGUGCUUCAUGAAUCUCGUUAUAUAAACAAUGGUUUAUCGUAUAUGGAAAGUUUUUCAUUGACACACGCUGCACAGGCAAUUAGAUUUACCUUAAUUAAAAUGGUUCUACGAAUGAGUAAGAUUAAACAACUAGAAAUUUUAGAUGGCUCACCAUUGUAUCCAUUCU
Messenger RNA from Dentiscutata erythropus, 193 nucleotides. Lineage: Eukaryota; Fungi; Glomeromycota; Glomeromycetes; Diversisporales; Gigasporaceae. The record is from the annotation of a GenBank genome assembly.